Messenger RNA from Penicillium verhagenii, 1173 nucleotides. RefSeq lists its product as uncharacterized. Bases 1 to 1173 code for a protein of 390 amino acids. The transcript has 6 exons. Lineage: Eukaryota; Fungi; Ascomycota; Eurotiomycetes; Eurotiales; Aspergillaceae. The record is from RefSeq and is a predicted model, not a curated record.
AUGAGCGAAUUUAUCACAGAGGCUUUUACUCUCUUAGCCGUUGCCAUUGUGCUGAUCGCCCUUAGAACAACGGCACGAUGGGUUAUGGUUGGGCCCAAGAAUUUCCAGGCGGAUGAUUAUAUUAUGUUGGUGGCAUGUGUCGUGUACGGGCUGGAAACUGCAGCUGCAUAUAUGGUUGGUGCAUGGUUUGAGGGCCUGGCCAAUAAUUCCAUGACAGAUGAAGAAAGAAAGACUCUAUCUCCAGACUCGCACGAAUACCACUUGCGAGUGGGAGGGUCUAAGGUCCAAGUGGCUGGUUGGUCACUAUACACUCUGCUACUAUGGCUGCUAAAGACAUGCAUGGCCGUGUUUUACUCUCGAUUGACAGCGGGUCUGAUCAAUAUGCGUAUACGGAUUCACAUUGCUUAUGUCUUGAUUGCAGCAACUUAUAUCGUGACCAUUUGCUCAAUUCUAUUCGGGUGCCACCCCUUGGACAAAAACUGGCAGAUUUACCCAAACCCAGGCAAUCACUGCCAACCUGCCGUAUCCAAAAUCGACAUCUACGUGACUGUCGUACUCAAUGUUGCAACAGAUAUUUACCUCAUUAGCAUUCCUGCUCCGAUGCUAUUCAAAGCCCGCCUCCGAUGGCGUGAAAAAUUCGAACUCCUCAUCCUUUUCAGCGGAGGUCUAUUCGUCAUGAUAUCCACCCCGAACUCACUCGGCUCCGCUCUCACUAACAACCGUGUUCUCUUUAAGGCCGGUGCCAACGGUGCCGAACAAGCAGGCAGCUGGGCCUGCCGCGAAACCUUUGUCGCCGUCGUAAUCGGCAAUAUACCCAUGAUCUACCCACUCAUCCGCCGUUUCGCACGUCGCGCAGGACUAUACCUCACAACAAAGACCGGAGGGGGAUCACAAAGCUACCAGCUAUCAGAAGGAGAAGCAGAUACCGGUGGUGGUGGGGAUGGCUACGUUAAGCGAAAGAAGUUUCGACACCCGCUAUCCCUUCCGGGUGAAUCGCAGUGGAAUACUGUUAGUGAUGAACAGAUGAUCUUGCCUAAUCGGCGUCAGCAGCCAGCGACUUGUACGGCUGGGGACGGGGAUUGGGAUACAACUAGCCAUGAGAGUCAUGGGGGUGGAAUCAAAGUGGUUCAUGAGACUAUUGUACACAGUGCAGAAAAAGAGGGGCGAUUAUAG